Helianthus annuus (common sunflower) is the source of this 3179-nucleotide messenger RNA. RefSeq names its product nuclear pore complex protein NUP98A. The transcript has 8 exons. Bases 905 to 3001 code for a protein of 698 amino acids. Gene Ontology annotation, biological process: post-transcriptional tethering of RNA polymerase II gene DNA at nuclear periphery; protein import into nucleus; RNA export from nucleus. Gene Ontology annotation, molecular function: structural constituent of nuclear pore. NCBI's taxonomy places the organism in Eukaryota, Viridiplantae, Streptophyta, Magnoliopsida, Asterales, Asteraceae. Gene Ontology annotation, cellular component: nuclear pore cytoplasmic filaments; nuclear pore. The record is from RefSeq and is a predicted model, not a curated record.
CGUCAAUCGAAGAAUUUACACAUAAAAAUCACAUUUGAUUCGACGGUGAUUUCGAUUCGAUGAUGUUUUCCUCAACAACUGCAGCAGGUGCUUUAGGAUUUUCUUCAUUCAACACUCUUGGCCCGUCAUCUUCGAAUUUGGUGAAUGUGCUCUGCCUGCUUGUCUUGUAAACGUUGCUUUGAUGAGUAAGCCAUUGGCAUCGACUGAUUAGAUAACUCUACGUGCAUAAAGUUGAUCAUGGUGCUAUAUGAGCUGGAAGUAUAGAUGUUACUAACUGCAUCUCUACAUUAUGGAUGCCAAUCGUGUUGGGUUGGCAGGUUGAAGGACUACGGGUUGCCAAGCUGAAUAUACGAAUCCAAACGCGACCCGUUUAUUUAUUCAUGUCAAAAACAUCAUCCCUAGCCUGCACACACACUGUUUAAUGUUCAUUUGCAUAUAUGAGUAUUAUCUUGUGACUUAGCAUUUAGUAACUAGUUUUUUUUAACUGGUGUCUUUUUAAUUGUUUUUGUGCUUUAUCUCUCAUUCCUAUAACAAACUGUGUGUGUGUGUGUAUAUAUUGUUCAAGAGUAGAGAAACCGGAUAAAAAGGGUUGGAGAAUUGAUAGAGUCUACCUAACUCAAAAGCGCUCUUAAUUUAGCUCGGUAGAAUAUGGGUCUUUAAAACCCAAUUUCGUAGGUUCAAAUCCUACAGAGCGCGAGUUGUUUCAGAUUUCAUGUUUUAAUGUAUACUGGUUGUGGUGUUUUGCUGUAUUGUACACGGUUUUGCAGGACCUCACACUACAGGAUUAACAUUUAAAUGUGAACGGUCACAUCUCAGUGGCCAAGAAAGAGGAAGCAGAAUAGCAGCUUACAAAACAACUGCUGACGCUACAUUUAGCCCCGAGAAACUUGUAUCAAUUUCUGCCAUGCCUGCUUACGAAGCUAAAAGUCAUGAAGAACUAAGGUCAGAAGAUUACAACUUCCCUGGAAAAGCAGGUGGGCUUGGCUUAAGUUCUUCAGCAGUAAAGUCGACAUCACCUGCUGUUAGUUUUUCUACAGCAUCACCAGGAACAGCUUCAAUUUUUUCUCUACCAGUGAAACCUAACCUAGACCGUCCCAUGUCUACCUGGAACUAUCCUGGCCCCACAUUCACUUCACAGCCCAUUCAAUUUUCACCUUUUUCAGGAUUCAUGGAGACGACCACCUGGAAGGAUCCUGGCUCCAUAUUCACUUCACCGCCGCCACUUCAAUUUUCACCUUCUGCAACCACUGUUACAUCUGCUCCUUCAAACUCAUUCAACCCAUUUACCUCUGCAGCCUCUACCACUGUUCGUAAUCCUUUUGCUCAGGGAACUGGCUUUAUCUCUGCAGCCUCUACUGCAUCAUCACCUUUGAAUCAUAAUCCCUUUACAAACCCCUUCACUUCACUAUCCACUCAUACGUCUUCCGCAUUUCCUGCAUUCACUUCACCGCCGAUUCAAUUUUCAGCUUCUGCAACCACUGCCACAUCUGCUCCUUCAAACUCGUUCAACCCAUUUACUUCUGCAGCCUCUACCACUGUUCAUAACCCUUUUGCUCCAGGAACUGGCUUUACCUCUGCAGCCUCUACUGCAUCAUCAGUGUCACUUUCACCAUUGAAUCAUAAUCCCUUUACAAACCCCUGCACUUCACUAUCCACUCAUACGUCUUCCUCGAGUCCUGCAUUUCCUGCAUUCACUUCAUCGCCCCUUCAGUUUUCAGCUUCUGCAACCACUGCCACAUCUGCUCCUUCAAACUCAUUCAACCCAUUUACUUCUGCACCCUCUACCACUGGCUUUACCUCUGCAGCCUUUACUGCAUCAUCAGUGUCACUUUCACCUUGGAAUCAUAAUCCCUUUACAAACCCCUCGACUUCACUAUCCACUCAUACGUCUUCCUCGAGUCCCGCAUUUCCUGCAUUCACGGGGGUUGUAAAUAGCACACCAUCUUCUCUAAAUGCUUUCUGGACAACUCCAAUUAAUGGGCCUGUUAGGCCCACCAUAACAGCAGCUGCUAACUGUAUUUCGGUUUCACCUGUGAGCUCUGGAUUGAGUCCAGCUCAGAAUUGUAAUGGGACAACAGGAGUUGUUGGUCAAAUGUCUUCGUCUCUGGUUACAAACAUGGAAAAGUCGUCACCUGUUGCAAGUCCAUUUGGAACACUUCCUCCAAAACCUCAUAUGAUUGUUGACGGUUCUCAAUCUAAACAGCCAAUUCAAUACGGGAUAUCCAGCUUACGUGUUAAAGACAAGCCUGCUCCGGUCAAAUAUUCCAUGUUGACUACUAGGCAUCUGUCUGGAAGAAUCAAGCUGCCAGUUCGGAAGUAUGAACCAAAAUCAAAUGCUCCAAAGAUACCAUAUUUUAGUGACACCAAGGAGAUACCGGUUGCUACAUAUAUUCCAAGGGAGAAUCCAAGGGCAUUGGUGGUCUGUCCUGAAAAGUGGCAACAUACCGCUACGAUGCAGAACGUUCAUGAAGAAAAAUUAUCUGGUAGCACAUAUGAGAAUCAAAGAGAUGAUCCAACUGAAGAGAAACAAUUGUUCACAACAGUCCUUGAUGUACCAGCAAAACUUCAACAACCUGACUACUACACACACCCUCAAAUUUCCGAGUUAGAAGCGAAAGAAAGGGCCGAGCCAGGAUUUUGCAGGCGUGUGAAGGACUUUGUGGUUGGGCGUCAUGGAUAUGGCAGUAUCAAGUUCUUAGGGGAAACGGACGUGAGAAAGGUUGAUAUAGAAACUGUUGUCCAGUUUAAUAACCGAGAGGUGAUUGUGUACAUGGAUGACAGCAAGAAACCUCCGGUUGGUGAAGGCCUUAACAAAGAAGCUGAGAUUACGCUUCUUAACAUCAAAUGCUUCGAUAAAAAGACUGGAAUGCAGCACACGGACGGGUCAAAGAUCAAUAAAUACACAGAGAUGCUAAAGAAGAAGGUGGCGGCACAAGGUGCUGAGUUUAUGUCGUAUGAUCCAGUUGAAGGAGAAUGGAAAUUUAGAGUCAAGCACUUCUAAAGUGAAUAAUACAGUUUGUUUCUUUGGUGGGCUAAUAUAGGAUUAAUUUGAUUUCUACCUUGAAGUUGUGUUUAAUGUGGUUUACAGUUUGAAGAUUUGUUUUGUACUUGUUAACAGUUGCGUGAAUGAAAAUGUUAUAACGUUUUCAUUCAUUAAUAAAUCGUAUAUUUUUGUGUUU